This is a messenger RNA of Westerdykella ornata, 2039 nucleotides long. RefSeq lists its product as uncharacterized. Gene Ontology annotation, molecular function: mRNA binding. The transcript has 5 exons. Gene Ontology annotation, biological process: regulatory ncRNA-mediated gene silencing; RNA processing. The record is from RefSeq and is a predicted model, not a curated record. Gene Ontology annotation, cellular component: nucleus; ARC complex. NCBI's taxonomy places the organism in Eukaryota, Fungi, Ascomycota, Dothideomycetes, Pleosporales, Sporormiaceae. The coding region runs from base 282 to 2039 and encodes 585 amino acids.
AUUCAACAAGCUAUAUGCCUUUCAUAAGAAGUUUUGCUCACCGUACUGUUUAUUAGUUAUGCUCCACAUAUUCACAAUCGCAAAAUGAGUAACUCAGUCCAUCACAUGACCGCGUGUUUGCGCGACACCGCUUCACGCGUAUUCCCACUCGGCGUCAUUGCCCUGGACCAACUUCACCGCAAGAGUGUUUGCUCCUGAUAUAUAAUGGUUUGAUUUUACCCUUCCUUCUUCCACCACCUUUUCCACAUCUGUCAGCCUUAGCAUCAUCGCCACCCCUCACAAUGGCGGCCAGUUCUGAACAGCAGACCGUGAUUCCCGAGGCAGCUUCCGAGCCCACCUCAGUGAAUGAUAGUACAGCUUCCAGGAAUAAAACGGAGGAGCCAGAGCACCCUGAUGCACCUGCUAUCAGGAAACAGGUCGAAUAUUACUUCUCCGACGCCAACCUCCGCACCGACAAAUUCCUCCUCCAAUGCUGCGGCGGCCGCGAGAACCUACCCGUCAGCCUGGGCCGCAUCUGCGGCUUCAAGAAGAUGCGGAAAUUCCCCAAGAAAGUCGUCCCCGUGGCCCUCCGCCGCAGCAACUUCCUCGAAGUCAGCGACGAUGGCAAGAGGGUCUGGCGCAAGGUUCCGCUGGAGGGGAAAUGUCUGCUAGAUGAAGACUUCAAGAUGAGCGAGAGCGAGACGCGGAAAGCGCAUGAUAAGUCCAGACGCCGAAUUGCUUAUCCGCUUCGAUUGAUCCCGCAGACGAAGAAGGUGCUACCGGAUGGUAUGACGAAGAAGAUGAUGCUGCCUACUGGUUUUGAGCCGACGUAUGCAGAGGGGCCGCUUUCGCCUGCUGAAGCCGCUGAGGAUGCAGCUAUGUACGACGAAGAUAAGCCGUUUGUGGAGCGCAUCGAGCUGGCUAUUCACCAAUUCAUGGCCAAGAAGAGGAUGCAUGAGAUGUACUCCAAAGUCUUCAACAAGUGGAUGAUCUUUGGCGGAGUCAAUUGCGAGCCGAGGCAGUUCGGCGGAUUGUCUCAGGUAGAGAUGAAGCAAAUGGCUGCGGAGGAGAUCGCAAGGGCGAGAGCCAUACAUCAGGUAUCGUGGGAUAGAGGGGACAGCAAUAAGUGGGUGGUGGAUUUCGUAGGAGUUGCCGAAGCUUUUCUUUCAUCCAUAUACCCCAUCACCUUCGGCUACGAAGCCAAAGGUGUCGCGACGGCUUGCCGAGUCCUUCGAGCUUUCUACAACUACCUCCUCCUUCACUCAGUAUGCGACGAGUACCGCUCUCAGAUCCUCGCUGCCCGCGCCCUUUGUGACAAAGCCGAGACCGAACUUCCGCAAUGCUAUGCUGCCGCCACUGCGCUGCCAGGCGCCUUCAAUGUAGCCGCUAGCACCAUGCUUGGUGGCUAUCAUGCCGGCGCAAACGUGACGGACGCAGGUUGGACGACGGAUAGCGAGCGAGCAGUCUGGGACGUUCGGGGCGUCGGCAUGCGGGUUAUUGAGGCGGAAAUCAUCUUCCGCGCGGGGUGCCUCGUAUACGGCAACGAGGCGCUACGCGAUCUAGUCGAUACAGAAAGUGACCACGAUGUCGAUGCGGUCAAACCUGUCAAGACUGAGUCGCACCUGUAUCUGGAAGUAGUGAAGAUUGUGUCUCCGACGAAGAACGAGGAAAUUGACUACAUGCUUCAUCGACAAUCGUGGGACGGAGUGAUGGAGCACCUUAACCUGCAACCGAUGGGCAAGCUGGUCUCUUCAGAGUACACAUUCCUUGUUGAGGAGGCUGCGCUCAAGGAAUGCUACCCGGGUCUGAAGAUGUCUGUCACGGUCAUCACCCUGCCGGGAGGUAUGCAUAUUCUGGACGAGGUCAAGGAGACGUAUUGCAGCUUCUACAAGGUGCUCCCAAACGAGCUCCUGGCGGGCAGGAAGACGCCGAAGUUUAGGCUCAUGAAUAGGCAUCUGGAGGGGCUGGAGAUGGCGGAGAAGGUCGGGAUUGACAGGGUCGAGGAGAUGGAGGCUGGGACGAUGGAUGACGAGGGAUACGACAGUGACGAGGCGGAUUAG